Molecule: messenger RNA, 1211 nt
Organism: Aphanomyces astaci
Lineage: Eukaryota; Oomycota; Saprolegniomycetes; Saprolegniales; Verrucalvaceae
Exons: 1
Coding region: 135-1154 (339 amino acids)
Source: RefSeq, a predicted model, not a curated record
CGCCGUUUGCCCGAAGAUUGCAAGAAACCCCCGAGCUGUCGGCUCUUUUUUUUUCUGCCGCUGCACGCCGCACUCCACGCCCCUCGACACCAUUUCAGAAAAGACUCCCGACGGCACAGUACCUUCUGCUCACCAUGGACGUCAAAGCCGCCGUACACAGCUUCCACGAUCUCGUCAAGGUCAUGGAGGACGGCUACAGUCACACCACCCAACACCACCACAUGGACCCACGCACGAGCGCACCGUCGUCCACCAUAGCCAUGGACGGCCUGAAGAAGAAGCGAAAGCUGAAAAAGUGCAUUGUCCACGCCUGUACGAGCGGCGCACGAUCCCGAGGACUUUGCAAAGCCCACGGUGGUGGCAAACGGUGUGGGACAGGCGGGUGUAACCUAAGCGACCAAGGUGGUGGGUUCUGCAUUCGGCACGGCGGCGGCAAACGCUGCGAACACGAUGGAUGCGACAAAAGUGCCCAGAGCAAACGAUUCUGCAAAGCGCAUGGCGGCGGCGUCCGAUGUGACGUCUCUGGUUGCAUCAAGUCGAGCCAAGGCGGCGGAAAGUGCCGCGCCCACGGCGGCGGUCCCAAGUGGAUGCGCCCGUCCGGCAGCACGAGCGAAGACGACGCGUCAUCUACAACGGGCUCCGAGUCCGUAUCGUCCCAACGACCAUCGGUCAAUUCGUCGUCGACGACCACCGCCACGUCUCGGUUGUCGCUGUCUGUGAUUGAAAAGAUCAAGUUGAAAUCAUCGUUGGCAAAAAGUAGCGCCAACGUGGGCACCAUGUCCCCGCUGCGAAAAGACAUGCCGACCCUCAAGACCCCCGCGGAGACGCUCCUGCGAUUCAAACUCCCUCCGCUAUCCAUCGCCCUUCAAGACAAGCCACAACACGACGCGUCGUCGUACUUUACGCCCACGACGGAAGACGGGUCGUUUUCCCACCCAAACCUGUACGCUUCGAGUGCGGAUCAUUUGUCCUGCAUCUACCUCACAUGCAAACAAGACCAAGCGUCCAGCAGUGGGUUUUGUGCGUUCCACGCCGCGCAAUUUUGCUGCCAAGUCGCUGGAUGCGUCGACAAGCCCGUGCGCGGCGCCUCAUUGUGUGCGUCGCACCACGCGUCGUCGACUCUGGCCAAGUGCCUCCUGCAUCUGACACACUAGCUGCUACCACCGUAUGUAGUAGUCGUAAUUAUGUGAAUGACCCUCGUAUUUAUGCCA